This is a messenger RNA of Pipistrellus nathusii (Nathusius's pipistrelle), 1350 nucleotides long. Lineage: Eukaryota; Metazoa; Chordata; Mammalia; Chiroptera; Vespertilionidae. The record is from the annotation of a GenBank genome assembly.
AUGUCCCCGGAAUCUAAAAAGCUCUUCAACAUCAUCAUCUUGGGGGUCGCCUUUAUGUUUAUGUUCACCGCCUUCCAGACUUGUGGGAAUGUGGCGCAAACUGUCAUCCGGAGCUUAAAUAGCACGGACUUCCACGGCAGUGGGUACACCAGCAUGGCCAUCAUUUACGGCGUGUUCUCCGCCUCGAACCUGAUCACACCCUCCGUGGUGGCCAUCGUGGGCCCCCAGCUGUCCAUGUUCGCCAGCGGCCUGUUCUACAGCAUGUACAUUGCCGUUUUUAUCCAGCCUUUCACGUGGUCCUUCUACACGGCCUCUGUGUUCCUCGGCGUUGCAGCUGCUGUGCUGUGGACGGCCCAGGGCAACUGCCUGACCAUCAACUCGGAUGAGCACACCAUCGGGCGGAACAGCGGCAUCUUCUGGGCGCUCUUACAGUCCAGCUUGUUCUUUGGAAACCUCUACAUAUAUUUUGCUUGGCAAGGGAAAACUCAGAUAUCAGAGAGUGACCGGAGAACCGUGUUCAUCGCCCUGACGGUGAUCAGCCUGCUGGGGACGGUUCUGUUCUUCCUCAUCCGGAAGCCGGCCUCCGAGAACAUCCUGGGGGAAGACGAGCUUUCCGAUGACCAGGACCUGGAAGUCAGCGAGUCUCCCCGGAACAACCUGACCAAGGCCGUGGAUGCGUUCAAAAAGUCUCUUAAAUUGUGUGUCACCAAGGAGAUGCUCCUCCUCAGCAUCACAACGGCCUAUACAGGUCUGGAGCUGACGUUCUUCUCCGGGGUGUACGGGACCUGCAUCGGCGCCGUCAACAGGUUCGGCGCGGCGGAGAAGAGCCUCAUCGGGCUGUCGGGCAUCUUCAUCGGCGUCGGCGAGAUCCUGGGCGGGAGCCUCUUUGGCCUCCUGAGCAAGAACAACCGCUUCGGACGGAACCCGGUUGUGCUGCUGGGCACGCUGGUGCACUUCGUGGCCUUCUACCUGAUCUUCCUCAACAUGCCUGCGGACGCCCCCAUCGCCCCCCUCGAGGGCACCGACAGCAGCGCCUACAUCCAGUCCAGCAAGGAAGUGGCCAUCUUCUGCAGCUUCCUGCUGGGCCUCGGAGACAGCUGCUUCAACACGCAGCUGCUCAGCAUGCUGGGCUUCCUGUACUCCGAGGACAGCGCGCCCGCCUUCGCCGUCUUCAAGUUUGUCCAGUCCAUCUGUGCAGCCGUGGCGUUCUUCUACAGCAACUACCUUCUCCUCCACUGGCAGCUGCUGCUCAUGGUGAUCUUCGGCUUCUCCGGCGCCGUGUCCUUCUUCGCGGUGGAGUGGGAAGCCGCCGCCAUCGUCGCCCGGGGCUCUGAUUACGGGAGCAUCUGA